Messenger RNA from Dryobates pubescens (Downy woodpecker), 683 nucleotides. It is a transcript of the gene RAB38, whose product is annotated as RAB38, member RAS oncogene family. Lineage: Eukaryota; Metazoa; Chordata; Aves; Piciformes; Picidae. Gene Ontology annotation, cellular component: trans-Golgi network; vesicle; Golgi apparatus. Gene Ontology annotation, biological process: vesicle-mediated transport. The coding region runs from base 168 to 683 and encodes 171 amino acids. The record is from RefSeq and is a predicted model, not a curated record. Gene Ontology annotation, molecular function: GTPase activity; GTP binding. The transcript is spliced from 3 exons.
CCUGCUGGACCUGGUGAUCCUGCUUCCGUACAAAGGGAAAGAGCCUCCACCUACCUUCUCUCCUUCCCUCCCCGGUUCCUCACUCCCUCUCUCCCCCUCGGGCUGGCAGGAUUCCUCGGGCAGAGCAUGCAAUCAGUUUGCAGGGAGCAGCCGCAGCCAGAGGAAAGAUGCAGAAGCACAAUCAGAAGGAGCACCUCUACAAGCUGCUGGUGAUCGGGGACCUGGGAGUGGGCAAAACCAGCAUCAUCAAACGUUAUGUCCAUCAGAACUUCUCCCCCCACUACCGGGCCACCAUCGGAGUGGACUUUGCCUUGAAGGUGCUGAACUGGGAUGCUGAGACUGUAGUACGGCUGCAGCUCUGGGAUAUUGCAGGUCAGGAGAGAUUUGGAAACAUGACCAGGGUAUAUUACAGAGAGGCCAUGGGGGCAUUUAUUGUCUUUGACGUUACGAGACCUGCGACAUUUGAAGCAGUGACAAAAUGGAAAGAGGAUUUGGACUCUAAGUUGGUUCUUCCAAAUGGCAAACCUGUUCCGACUGUCCUUUUAGCGAACAAAUGCGACCAGGGAAUAGAUGUUCUUAUGAACAACGGCAUCAAGAUGGAGCAGUUCUGCAAAGAGAAUGGGUUCGUGGGCUGGUUUGAAACAUCAGCCAAGGCCUUAUAUCGCAAAACAAAUGAUAUGUGA